Messenger RNA from Symbiodinium sp. CCMP2592, 1101 nucleotides. Lineage: Eukaryota; Dinophyceae; Suessiales; Symbiodiniaceae. The record is from the annotation of a GenBank genome assembly.
GUGCGCCGGGAGCAAGGCAAGCCCAUUUGGCGUGGCACCCAGCUCGCGAUCGACGGCACAAGCGUCAACCCGGUCACCCGAACCGGCUCCGCACGGCCUGGCGCGGACACCCGCGCCAGACGUGCAAGGUUCGUCGUCGUCGGGAUCGAGGCUGGGCGCCCAGCAGCGAAGCAGCGUCUUCUUGCGCCUCGUGGCAUAGCGUUGCAGCACUGCUAUGCGCGGUUGUGUGGAUUGCUUGCUAUUGCUGCGACGCGUGCCCACGCAGCCUCCCUGUUUGAGCUCCCGCCCGCCGCUGAGGCCUGCUUCGAGGGUGAAGCGCCGGAGCUGCACGGAGUCCGUGCCGAGGAAGCCCGCCGCGUGCUCGACCGCACCAACUGGACCGCCCGCCCGACCCGGAACGACCUGCUCAACAACUUGCGCCGCGCACAAUGCGAUUUGGCGAACGGUGCCACGGCUGGCAGCAUCACGGUUCCCGCGCUUGUUCUACCCACUUCCGCGAAACCGAGUUGCGACCCGCUUUGCCAGCCCAUGCCCAGGCCAUCCUCUCGCAGUCGGGGCCGCAUUCCGCCGAUUGGCUCAUCGCCACCCCGUGCGAGGCUGGCACCGCUCUGCCGCCCGACCGCAUGCUCAAAGCGAUGCGGCGACGGCUGCGGCUGCCUUUGCCAGCCAGCCCACACAAAUGCGGCGAACAUGGCCACGGCGGUGGUGGUCUUGUUGAUGCAUACGGUGACCCCCAUGCCGCCUGCUCUCGUACAGGCUUUCCCUCUCGCAGAGCCAAGCCCCUGGAGCACGCCUGGGUGCGCGUUGCUCGUGAGGCUUUCGGACCUAAGGGCCAGGUCGUCCCGCACCGCAGGAAACUUCACUGCUUGCCAGGUGCACGGUCCGCACGAAGUCUCCGCUCCACCGCUGAUCACGACACCACGUCUCGCCGCUGCUACGGCUGCUCCCCGCGCAUAUUCUCGGCUGCUUCAGCGCACGCCGCAUCGGAUGUGGCUUGGCCCGGCAAAAAGUGCCAGAUCGCCAUAUGUGCGGGGCAUCGACUUGCAAGACAAUGCGGCCAACGUGCACCCCAGCGGGCUUGCAUGCGUUGCAAUGCUGUAG